AUGAAGUUUGGUCGAAUCGCUCUAGGUGUGGUCGCCUUUUUGGCGUUCAUCCUACUGGCUGCAUAUCAAGGCUACGUGUACACCACACCCUUAAACAACCUUAAAGUUAAAGCCGAAGUAGAGAGACGACGGCGGACGGCGUAUCUCCAUGACCAUCGUCGCCCUGAGCAGCGUGAUGGUCCACUCUUCGACAUGAUGACAGUCAUGAGAACACCAACUUGUGUGAACUACCAGACCAUCAUGGGAGCUCUAAAGCACUUGAAGCCUCAGGGCCUCCGGAGGAUCUAUGUGUCUGUUCCCGGUCCAUGGGUCGAGAGUAUGAGCAAUUUGCACGAAGAUGUCAUCGGAGUGGACGACGCCAAGGCUGUACCUGGCGUCUCCUACGACAUCAUCGGUAAGGAGCUGAACAAGCAGGGCUACGAUGGUCAGGAGAUGCUUGCGGGCCGCCGAAGCACUGGCUGGUAUCUUAUGCAAUUUCUGAAUUUGGGCUUCGGCAUGCGUGACGAUGUGCUGGAUUUUGUUCUCCUCCACGAUGCCGACCAAAUGAUCCUGUCAAAUUUUCAAGUGUUUGGCCUCAGCACUUUCACAGGACCUGAUGGCAUCCGACCGACCAUCAACCUCCGGCCGGGAGGAGGGGAUGCACACCAGUACGAGAAGGCGCACAGGUGUCUUCUCAAUGGUGAGAACAUCGAGGACCCUCCAGAUAACAGUUCAUACACGUCGCACUCCUGGAUGAGUUACCGGCCCUACAUAACAGAGCUGCUGACCCGUUUUGGCGGGCAUAUCCGGGACAUUGCAGAGGGUCAGCCUCAACCAUGGCUUAAGCGGAUCGUCGAGUGCAUUGACCAGACAAAUCCGCAUGUAGGAUUUGGAGAGAUUACCACAUAUCUGUCAUACAAUGUGCGGCACCAUCCCGCGCAAUAUACCUUCGUACCACUGGUGACAUGGACGCGCCACCCCAUAACUAUAAUGGACCUCGGUGUCAUGGAGAACGGCUUCUGCUGCCCCACCGCGCAGAUGCUUCAACUCCACGAACACGAAGGAUACGAGUACGUCGGCAUGGAGCUUGGUCAUCCCUGGCCCUUGGGCUCGAAGUGUGGAUACACAAGCAACGCUUCAUUCCUCUCGGAGGCGUACCCGCCACCUGACCAUGCUUUCUGGCAGAGCCGAAACGUCCGGCUGCAACGGCGCGUCAGAUAA
Symbiodinium sp. CCMP2592 is the source of this 1200-nucleotide messenger RNA. NCBI's taxonomy places the organism in Eukaryota, Dinophyceae, Suessiales, Symbiodiniaceae. The record is from the annotation of a GenBank genome assembly.